Drosophila ficusphila is the source of this 3938-nucleotide messenger RNA. RefSeq lists its product as uncharacterized. Gene Ontology annotation, molecular function: protein binding. The transcript is spliced from 2 exons. Lineage: Eukaryota; Metazoa; Arthropoda; Insecta; Diptera; Drosophilidae. Bases 108 to 2927 code for a protein of 939 amino acids. The record is from RefSeq and is a predicted model, not a curated record.
GCGCCGCACUUGGUUGACCGUGUGGCACGUGUUCGGCGGCUCAUCGCUGCGGCUUAGCGAAGAGGUUAACCCACCCAGAAAACCAAGUAAAUCCCCGAGCGAGGGCGAUGCAGAGAUUUCUAGUGAUCCACCUGGUGGCACUGGCCAUGCUGGUGGCGGUGGUGCCGCCCCCUGUGGCCGGCACCCCCGACUGGAUGCAGAGCUGUGGCCCGUGCCACUGCCACUGGAAUUCGGGAAAGAAGAGCGCCGACUGCAAGAGCAAGGCGCUGGCCAAGAUUCCGCAGGACAUGAGCAACGAGAUGCAGGUCCUGGACUUCGCCCACAACCAGAUACCCGAGCUGCGACGCGAGGAGUUCCUCCAGGCGGGACUGCCCAAUGUGCACAAGGUCUAUCUGCGGAACUGCACCAUUCAGGAGGUGCAUCGCGACGCCUUCAAGGGUCUGCACAUCCUCAUCGAACUGGACAUGUCCUCGAACCGGAUCAGGGAACUGCAUCCGGGCACCUUUGCCGGCCUGGAGAAACUGCGCAACGUGAUGAUCAACAACAACGAGAUCGAGGUGCUGCCCAAUCACCUGUUCGUGAACCUGAGCUACCUGUCGCGGAUCGAGUUCCGCAACAAUCGGCUGAAGCAGGUGCAGUUGCACGUCUUCGCAGGCACCGUGGCGCUGAGCGCCAUUUCCCUGGAGCAGAACCGGCUCUCGCAUCUGCACAAGGACACGUUCAAGGAUCUGCUCAAGCUGAUGCACCUGUCGCUGCAGGGAAACGCCUGGAAUUGCAGCUGCGAACUGCAGGAGUUCCGGGACUUCGCCAUCAACAGGAGGCUCUACACUCCGCCCACGGACUGCCAGGAACCGCCGCAAUUGCGGGGGAAGCUGUGGAGCGAGGUGCCAUCGGAGAACUUCGCCUGCCGGCCGAGAAUUCUGGGCAUGGUGCGCACCUUCGUGGAGGCGAAUCACGACAAUAUAUCGCUGCCCUGUCGCAUUGUGGGCAGUCCCCGGCCGAAUGUCACCUGGGUGUACAACAAGCGACCGCUGCAAUCCUACGAUCCCCGGGUGCGAGUGCUGACCUCCGUGGCGCAGCUGCCGCUGCCGGAGCAGCCCACCCAGGUGGUCACCUCCGAGCUGAGGAUCGUCGGCGUUCGCGCCUCCGACAAGGGCGCCUACACCUGUGUGGCCGACAAUCGCGGCGGUCGCGCCGAAGCCGAGUUCCAACUGCUCGUCAGCGGAGAUUACGCCGGUGCGGUGGCCUCAUCGGACGGACUGGGCAUGGGCGGGGCGAUCGGGGCACCCACCAUCGAUCCGCAGACGAACGUGUUCCUCAUCAUCUGCCUGAUCACCACAUCGCUGCUCCUCCUGCUCAUCGUCAUCGUGCUGGCUCUCUUCUGGUACUGCCGCAGGAUAAAAACGUAUCAGAAGGACACCACCAUGAUGAGCGGCGACGGGCUGAUCUCCUCCAAGCUGGACAAGACGCACAACGGCUCCAUGCUCGAGGGCUCCGUCAUCAUGGAGAUGCAGAAGAGCCUCCUCAACGAGGUGAAUCCCGUGGAGAAGCCGCCGCGACGCACCGACAUCGAAAGCGUCGACGGCGGCGACGACGGACUCGAGAUCAAGAAGACCCUCCUCGACGACACGAUCUAUGUGAGCCACGACGACAAGGGCUCCAUGGUGAUUGUGGACAAGACGGUGACUCCCAGGACACGGCACACGUACGCGGAGGAUGUGUACCUGAACAGCCUGCCGCCGGACCUGCUGGCCUUUCCCGCCCGCGUGCCGCCGACCUCGCCCUCGAUGCAGUCCUCCCAGUCGAACAUCCCCGACCAGGUCAUCUACGGCAUCCGGUCGCCGCCGUCGCAAACGAGUCCCGUCUACACGCACAUGACGCCGCACGGCAUCUACGGCACCAAAACACUGGCUGCUCCGCACCACAAUGGCUUCAUGACCCUGCAGCAUCCGAAGUCGCGGAACCUCGCUCUGAUUGCCACCGCCAACAGCAGUCGGCAGCACCAUCACCUCCAGCAGCAGCAGCAGCAGCAUCAGCAACAGCAGCAGCAGCAGCAGCAGCAACAGCAGCAGCAACUGGGACAUCCACUGGGAGCCACAUCGCCGUUUCUGCCCGCUCCGGUGGUCUACUCGCCGGCCAGUUCAUCGGUGGUGAUGAAACAGGGCUACAUGACCAUUCCGCGCAAGCCGCGGGCACCCAGCUGGGCGCCCAGCACUUCGGGGGCAACUGGUGGUCACGGUGGCGGCAUACAGCUGAGCGAAUUCCAGAGCCCCACCUCCCCGAAUCCCAGUGAAACGGGCACGGCCACCACGGCAGAGCUGCAAGCGGAACCGGUGUACGAUAAUCUCGGCCUGCGAACCACCGCCGGUGGUAAUUCCACCCUGAAUCUGAACAAGAUUGCCGGGAAUCAGGCCAGCAGUUCAGCCGGCGGAGCUGGAGGCGGGGGUGCUGGUGGUCAGCAAUACACGAUGCGGGAUCGACCGCUGCCGGCCACGCCCAGUUUGACUUCCGUUUCCUCGGCGACGAAUGCCAGCAAGAUCUACGAGCCCAUCCACGAGCUCAUCCAGCAGCAGCAGCAACAGCAACAGCAGCAGCAGCAGCAGCAGCAGCAACAGAGAUUGGGAUCCCUGGACACGGAGCCACUCUAUGGAGUGCGACACCAGGGGAUCACGAUAUUGCCCGGCUCCAGCAUCAGUGGAGCGGGAUUGGGCCAUGCCGCCUACAUCUCGCCGGUGCCAUCGUCGAGUGCCGCGGUCUCGCCGAGCCAUCCGGUUGGAUCCUCGGGGGAUUCGCCCAAGAUGGCCAAGAUACCGCCGCGACCGCCGCCGAAGCCCAAGAAGAAGAUGUCCGUGACGACGACGCGGAGUGGCCAGGGGAGCACCAGCCAGCUCUUCGACGACGAGGGCGAGGACGGCACCGAAGUCUAGUUUGGCAGACGACCGCUCAUCAACCGAAGUGACACUGCACGGGAUGAUAUAUGUUAUGUAUAAAGAGUAAUAGGACUUUGGAGGUGGAGUCUCUGGUUAUUCGAUUGCGUGGAACAGUCGACCGACCCAAGAAGAAUCGAAAGGUAGAACAUCAAGGAACACAUUCGCUUCUGUGGCUCCGGGAAACGCGAGAAAGAAAAGCGAGAGUCGCCAAAAGAAGAUGAGGUGGAUUGAAUUGGAUUUGGAUUUGGAUGGGAUUCUGUUCCGUGGUUCACGACACUGCGUGACUUGUGUGCCAAACGACUGAUGUAGGUUUUAGUAAUUAAAUCGAUGAACAUGCAACUGCAACCACAGGCAGAAAACAGCGAACGAUGAUUCGAGAAACAGCAGAAAAUAAUAUAUAAUCUUCAACGAGGAAGAAAACAGAAAGGGGUCGGACUUCCUUCCAAGAUCAUUUGGGUAGCCAAUCCCGAAUUUGUCUUAGAGAAGAGUUGCAGGAGAUGCCCCAUUUUAAUACCACCACUUUUUUUGUGUAGACUAUAGUUAGUUUGGUACAAAACGCAUUACUCGUAUAUGAAGAGACAUAUAUACAUAUAUAUAUAUACACAAUUUUAAAAUUAUAUAAACCUAAAAACGAAAAACAAAUAUCCUAUAAAAUAUAUUUCACAAACUGAAACUUUCAAAUCAACGACAGCAAAAAAAAAAAAAGAAAAAAAGAAAACCAAUUCAUUUUUUCAAAAUUUUAUAAAAUUGUAAAUGUAAAAUGCAUACAGUUAAUCACCGUAAGCUAUAUAUUAAUGAAUUCAUAUAUAUAUAUAAGUAUAUAUAUAUAUAUAUAUUUAGUGUAAGCAGACAAAUUGUAUCCUUAAUUUUUUUUUUAUUUGUUUUACGAAAGCCACCACGAAUCGGGAAUUAAACUACAUGAAAGUAUAUUCAUAGCGGGUAAGUUUGUUAAGUGCAUUAGCAUAAAGAGUUUGCAUUCGCAAUUAAAACAAUGAAUUGAAACUUCUA